AAUUGUACUCCCGGUACAAAUAUUGUUUUUAACUUGUUAUGUAACCAAGGUUACGUACGAGGAUAUUGUUGCAUGCAUGCUCGCGUUACUAGACAUUCAACGGGUACAUUAUGUCACAGCCAAGUCUAAACAAUAUCUUCUUACGCUACAACUGAUAUACAUUUCCACACACAACUACUACAGGUAACCUUUCUGCGGUAACUACCAAGCACGCUUGUGUGGAAGCAGGUGUACUGAUAUAUGCAUAUUUACGUUUGUGUGACAACCCUAAUUACCCGUUCCGGAUGAAACUGGAAUUUCUAGAACAAAUAUAUCGCCGGAAGGUCACGUUUUGAGAUUGUGAAAGAAGAUAUCAUUUCAAGUAUCAAUUACACGAACGACCAUAGCGUUAAAUCAUGGCGUUUACGUGCGAAGCAGCUCAAACAAGCCUGAUGAAUCCAUCACAAUGCUCUGCUUGCCUGGAGUUGUUAAAAGAUCCGAGAACCCUUCCAUGUUGGCAUUCAUUCUGCAAAGUAUGUCUCGAAGACAUUGUGAAAUCGUGCCGUGAUAAAGCACCUGACGGUCGACAUAUUCGCGAGCUUCCGUGUCCAAAUUGUCACCAGACGUUUACAAUAAAACCUCAAAAGCAGGCCCCCGAUAUUCGACAGAAUCCGUUCAUACGUAAUUUGGUUGAAGAGGCGACCAUACUGAAUCAGACGACCGAGGUUACGUGUUCGCAUAAGUGUACCGAAGGUCCUUCAGUCGCUCGUUGCCUCACCUGUAAGAAAUUCCUAUGCAAGGAAUGUCUGACAGUCCAUAAUAAAUAUCGAGGUCACAGCAAUCAUUCUGUGCUCGCGAUGAAAGAAUUGAUCAAGCCGGAAAAUCGAAAGAAACUAAGAGAGAAGAUAUAUUGCAAUGAACAUCAGGACGAGAUAUUGACGGCUUACUGCCAAACAUGUGACCAGCUUGUUUGUAAGGAAUGUAUGGAGGUUAAACACACCAAGCUAUGCAACCAUUUUCUUUUUUUAGUUCAAAAUGUAGCAGGCUCCUGUAAGGAGAAACUUGUCGCGAAAAGCCAAGCGAUGAAUAAUGCUUUACUUGAAGGCGAUGCUCAUCUUAAAAAAUUACUGUCGGCGAACGAACAACUCUAUAGCGACGCCGCAAAUGCCACGAGGGAAAUUAUUCAGCAAAAAGAAAGCGUGAUAGAAGAGCUCACUAAAAUGGUAGAGCAAAAAGCUGAAGUGCUUUUGAUUGAAGCAGAGCUAAUCUACGCCGCCGAAAAGUUGAAGCUGGAGAGACCGACAGAAGAGGCGAGAAAAUAUGUUGAGAAUUUAAGUCGUUCCGUACUACUUUCCAAAAAGCUAAUCGACAGCGGAACGGACGAAGAGGUCAUGUCCUCGCAAAAAAUGAUGUUGUCUUACGCAGAGAAUCUCCUGAAGAAACCACCAGCUGGCCUUAAGGAAUCAGUACAAGUCGCGAAGUUGAGUUACACUCCGAGUGCAAGCGAACCAUCAAGUAGUGAAGAGAUUAGAAUGGUCUUGGACAAACGUUUUGGGGAAGUCGACGGUAGGAAGACAAACAUUUUCGGGAACAUCCCAGCCCAGGCCCCCGUGAGGCAGAACAGAGUGAUUCGUCGCCCGGUUCGAAGAUUAUAAUAGACCGUUUGCAAAUGGGUGAAAGUUAGAAAUCAGUCAAUGAAAUAAAGACGUCUGCAAUAAACUUUUAGCACAAAUUAAUUAUUAUUUGUCAUCAGUUUAGUAUUUGUCUCUAAACUACAGGGUGUCUCAAAAAAACGAAAACUAUUGAAAUCACUCAUUGUUAAAAUUUGAAUGACGUAUUCUCGAAUUAUAGACCGUGGGAAUUUAAUGCAACUAAUAAAAUGCUAAAUACGAAAAAUUUAAAAAUGUGAAUAUGAUU
This is a messenger RNA of Dendronephthya gigantea, 1896 nucleotides long. RefSeq names its product transcription intermediary factor 1-beta-like. The transcript is spliced from 2 exons. The coding region runs from base 396 to 1634 and encodes 412 amino acids. Gene Ontology annotation, biological process: positive regulation of DNA-templated transcription. The record is from RefSeq and is a predicted model, not a curated record. NCBI's taxonomy places the organism in Eukaryota, Metazoa, Cnidaria, Anthozoa, Malacalcyonacea, Nephtheidae. Gene Ontology annotation, cellular component: nucleoplasm; chromatin. Gene Ontology annotation, molecular function: zinc ion binding; ubiquitin-protein transferase activity.